GUUACUCGUUACUCAAAAGACGCGGCUUUUUGUUUUGCCUGUCGUCAUUUUUUUCACAGUGUGCAUGGAUCUGGUUUUAUUUGUUUAGUAGCAGUAAUAUGCAGUUAUUAGCCAUGUCCACUGUAUUUUUUUUGGGUUUUCAUGAGACCCCCCUUGAAAUGACCAGGACCCCCCAUUGCCCCCCCAAUCAAAAGUGUCUGGAGCCGCCACUGGUCUUAUGUCUAAGUAAGCGUUAAGCUGUAUAGUAUAUGCACAUUUGUUGUUAUUUCCUGUUUUUUGAGCUAGCUUGCUAGGUCUAAUGUACACGUAGAAGGACAAGACAUCAUCAAGAGGUCUCAGAUCAUCAAGUUUCUCAGAGGGAUAACAUUUUGGAAGUUGGAUUUUUAACAGUGUAGAAAUGGCAGACAGAUCUGAAAUGGCCAUAAUAAAACUAUUGGCAUUUGUGGCAUGUGUCUGGAUUGGCUCUCCUGCUGACUCUGAGCGUCAAUUUUACUCAUCAAUGGAUCAAGUCAUGCAUCUUGUGGAUGAGGAAAAAUACUUUCUGAAGCUCGUCAGUUCAUAUAUCAAGACUGGACAGGGGAAUUUAACAGCACUCAAGAGCAAUCUUCAGACACUUAAACGGCUCUCAGACUCAGAGGACCCUGAGAAAACCAUGAGCGACCCUGUGGUAGCUUACAAACUCAUCAGACGACUGGUUGUUGAUUGGCCAUACAUUACAGAAUCAACUCGAAUAAGAGAAUAUAAGGACUAUCAGGAAUGGUUGCGCUCAGAUCCACCAAGGUUUCCAACAUGGGUGGAUGUGAUGGGUGCAGCAUUGGGACUGAUUAAACUGCAAGAUAUCUACAAACUCUACCCAGAAGACAUCAUAAGAGGAUCGCCUGUCAAUGUGGAUGAAGCGUUCUGCGUGGGGUCUAUCGCUGAUCAGCAUCAUAAAUACCAGCAUGCCUUUCACUGGUAUCUGUAUGGUUUGAGAAUGCUAAACCAUCCAGAAUUAUUACUUCCACUUCAAGGUGUUACAAAGAAAGGUUUGCUAGAGCAUCUGGGCCUCUCAGCACGUGCAUUUGGAAGCCCGUCUGUGGCACUCGAUUUCUACCACCAACUUCUUGAUUUUAUGCCAUGUUAUGGGGAUCCAACAAAUCCAUGGAAUGAGCUAUUUACAAUUGCUUUACGACCUGAACCUACCAGAAUUCCAGAGCCUGAUAUAUACACAUUAUAUACAACGUCAAGUAACUCGUAUAAAGCAUUGUGCAGAGGAGACCUUGACCAGAGAACCUCCAGGAGGCAGAGGACGCUGUCUUGUAGAUACAGCACAGGAGGAGGAAACCCCAGACUGAUUUUGGCACCACUGAAAGAGGAGAUCGAAUGGGAUGAGCCCCAAAUCAUUAGAUACCAUGACAUAAUAUCAGACACAGAGAUUGAAGCCUUAAAAAAUAUAGCUAGACCUCAGCUUUCUAGGCCUGAAGCAAACAUACCAGAUUACUUAAAUGUUCGUGUUUUUCAAAGUGUUUUUCUGACAGAAGACAACAUUGUUGUGGAUCGUGUCAAUCAAAGGAUUUCAGAUGCUACAGGACUGUCUACAGAAACGGCUGAACCUCUACAUGUUCAGAAUUAUGGCAUUGGAGGCAGAGAUGAGCCAUCUCAUGACACAUUGGAUGCAGAGAAGGACAGGAUUGCAACAUUCUUAACCUAUAUGAGUGAUGUGGAUAAAGGAGGUGCCACUGUAUUCCCAAAAAUUGGAGUUGCUCUGAAACCGAAAAAGGGUUCAGCUGUGUUUUGGUACAAGUUUCACAAGAAUGGUACAAUCGAUCCAAAAACACAGCAUGUAGGAUGCCCUGUGCUUCUGGGAAAUAAAUGGGUGGCUAACAAAUGGAUCCAUGAGUUUGGCCAGGAGUUUACAAGACACUGUUCUUUGUCAGAGUGGGAGUAAAAGACAGUAUAACUGAAAAUAUUUUAAUACACAUAUUUACAGUAUGUAGAUCUUUGUAUAGGCCUAUGCUUAUUCACAGUUGGUAAAAAAAGAAGAAAAUUGGGUCAUUCACAUUUUUUAUUUCAAGUAAACCUAGCACAUUUUUGAAGAAGUCUUAUUUGAGAAAGUUUUUCUCUUUCCUUUAUGCUGUCAAAAUGUGAUGUGACUUGUCAGACAGUCCCUGCAAACCAUAUUAAUUAAUCGAUUCCUGUUUCCUGGCUGUCAAUUUGAGAUUCUACAUACUUUUCCUCCUUAUCGUGCUCAACCAUCUUUAAGGACAUCUCAAUUCUCUAUUCGCCCUGGGAGGAGGAAAGGAUCGAGGAGGCUUUCUGAGGAGUCAUGAGUGAGGAUACACAGGUGUUUCCUUUGCGGAAGUGUUUUAUCGACUAAAUGUGACGCACGUAUAAAUUAUCCACCCCCUGCACAUUGUCACGUCUUUAGAUCAUAUUCAAACAUUAUACCAUUUUUCUUAACACUUUUGACUUUAUUUUAUUAUAGGAUAAUACAAUUUGCCUAAAGUAUGUAUUUAACUUUAUUUUUAUAAUUUCAAUGUGUAAUGUGUACAGUCAUCAUUAACUGACGGCGCUUUGAAAUGAUGCUAAAGAGAGCGAGGAUAUGCCAUUUUACAUGUUUUAAUUCCUUGUGUCUUUUCGUUGCUCCCUUCCUUCGCAUCCAGAAGGGGUGGAGCUAAGAUGCGAGGAAUGGCAGCGAGAAUGCUCAAAUAAGAAUUGAGAAGCACCCAUAAAGACGUUUGUGUAUCCUCCACCCAGUUCUUCAUUAGGAAAAUAUAACAGAAUGUGCUUGGUAGAAAAGCCUGGGGUGCAACUGUUGAAUGAUAAUAUAAUUAUAUAUCUCAAUUGCUAUAUCUUAUCUUGCUUGCUUCUUUGCAGCUUGUGUAUAAGUCUUCCUUAUAGUAUAAACAUUGUGUAU
Triplophysa dalaica is the source of this 2896-nucleotide messenger RNA. RefSeq names its product prolyl 4-hydroxylase subunit alpha-2-like. The record is from RefSeq and is a predicted model, not a curated record. The transcript has 16 exons. Gene Ontology annotation, cellular component: endoplasmic reticulum. Gene Ontology annotation, biological process: peptidyl-proline hydroxylation to 4-hydroxy-L-proline. The coding region runs from base 398 to 1927 and encodes 509 amino acids. NCBI's taxonomy places the organism in Eukaryota, Metazoa, Chordata, Actinopteri, Cypriniformes, Nemacheilidae. Gene Ontology annotation, molecular function: L-ascorbic acid binding; procollagen-proline 4-dioxygenase activity; iron ion binding.